AAACUGGGAGAUAGCAUAAAUCUUCGUAGACAACUUGGCUGCAAGCAGUUAAACUGAAAUUAACUUCGGCCUUCUGGCUGCAGAGUGCUAGUCUGACGUUCCUGCGUGAUACUCUGCAGACUAAAUCAUGCCAGCAUUAUCAACUGGAUCUGGAAGUGACACAGGUCUGUACGAGCUGCUGGCUGCAUUGCCAGCCCAGCUGCAGCCACAUGUGGACAGCCAGGAAGACCUGACCUUCCUCUGGGAUAUGUUUGGUGAAAAAAGCCUUCAUUCACUGGUGAAGAUUCAUGAAAAACUGCAUUAUUAUGAAAAACAGAACCCGGUGCCCAUACUCCACGGUGCGGCAGCCUUGGCAGAUGAUCUGGCUGAGGAGCUGCAGAGCAAGCCACUGAGCAGCGAGAUCAGAGAACUGUUGAAACUCCUCUCAAAACCCAAUCUCAAGGCUUUGCUCUCUGUGCAUGAUACUGUUGCUCAGAAGAACUAUGAUCCUGUCUUGCCCCCCAUGCCUGAUGAUAUCGAUGAGGAAGAAGAUUCAGUUAAAAUAAUCAGGCUCGUCAAAAACAGGGAACCAUUGGGAGCUACUAUUAAGAGGGAUGAACAUAGUGGUGCAAUUGUGGUGGCCAGAAUAAUGCGUGGAGGAGCUGCAGAUAGAAGUGGUCUUAUUCACGUUGGUGAUGAACUGAGGGAAGUCAAUGGGAUUCCUGUAGAUGAUAAAAAACCUGAAGAAAUAAUACACAUUUUGGCUCAGUCUCAAGGAGCAAUUACAUUUAAAAUUAUACCCAGUGUGAAGGAAGAAAUGCCAGUGAAGGAAGGCAAGAUGUUUAUCAGAGCCCUAUUUGACUAUGAUCCUAAUGAGGAUAAAGCAAUUCCUUGUAAAGAAGCUGGACUUGCAUUCAGAAAAGGAGAUAUCCUUCAGAUCAUGAGCCAGGAUGAUGCAACCUGGUGGCAAGCCAAACACGAAGGUGAUGCCAAUCCCAGAGCAGGCUUGAUCCCUUCAAAGCAGUUCCAGGAGAGGAGAUUUGCACUAAGACGACCAGAAGUGCAGAUUCAGCCACUGAAAAUUUCCAACAGAAAAUCAUCUGGUUUUAGAAGAAGCUUUCGUCUUAGCAGAAAAGAUAAAAAAACCAACAAAUCUAUGUAUGAGUGCAAGAAGAGUGAUCAGUAUGAUACAGCAGAUAUCCCAACAUAUGAAGAAGUUGCAAAAUAUAGACGACAACCUAAUGACAAAUACAGGCUUGUAGUUCUGGUUGGUCCUGUUGGGGUUGGACUGAAUGAACUAAAACGGAAAUUGCUGAUCAGUGACACCCAGCAUUACGGGGUAACAGUGCCACACACUACCCGUCCAAGGAGAAGCCAAGAAAGUGAUGGUGUUGAAUACAUUUUCAUUUCCAAGCACUUGUUUGAGACAGACGUACAGAAUAACAAGUUUAUCGAGUAUGGCGAGUAUAAGAACAACUACUAUGGUACAAGCUUAGACUCUGUUCGAUCAGUCCUAGCUAAAAACAAAGUUUGUUUGUUGGAUGUGCAGCCUCAUACAGUGAAACACUUACGGACAUAUGAAUUUAAACCAUUUGUUAUAUUUAUAAAGCCUCCAUCACUUGAGCGUUUGAGAGAAACCAGAAAAAACGCCAAGAUUAUUUCAAGUAAAGAUGAUAAGGGAACUGCAAAACCUUUUACA
Balearica regulorum gibbericeps (East African grey crowned-crane) is the source of this 1678-nucleotide messenger RNA. The record is from RefSeq and is a predicted model, not a curated record. NCBI's taxonomy places the organism in Eukaryota, Metazoa, Chordata, Aves, Gruiformes, Gruidae.